AUGAGGUUUUGGCUGAGAAACGAAGAGAUGGCCCUGGACGCGUUGGUGCGGAGACUCGACGCGGUCUCCAGGCGCACGGAUGAAAUCAUGCACCAGGACAUCGUGCCGAUCUGCGCUGCCGACAUCCAGGAUCAGCUGAAGAAGCGCUUCGCUUACCUGUCAGGUGGGCGAGGCCAGGACGGGAGCCCAGUCAUCACAUUCCCCGACUACCCGGCCUUCAGCGAGAUCCCGGACACAGAGUUCCAGAAUGUCAUGACCUAUCUCACCAGCAUCCCCAGCUUACAGGAUGCUGGCAUCGGAUUCAUCCUGGUCAUAGACCGAAGGCAGGACAAAUGGACCUCCGUGAAGGCGUCUGUCCUGCGAAUAGCAGCGUCGUUCCCAGCAAACCUACAGCUCGUCCUUGUCCUCCGCCCAACGGGAUUUUUCCAAAGGACUCUCUCCGACAUCGCUUUCAGAUUCAAUAGAGAUGACUUUAAGAUGAAGGUGCCGGUCAUAAUGCUGAGCUCAGUUCCAGAAUUGCAUGGUUACAUCGAUAAGUCACAGCUGACCGAGGACCUCGGUGGGACCCUGGAUUACUGCCACACCAGGUGGCUGUGCCACCGCACGGCCAUUGAAAGCUUCGCCCUGAUGGUUAAGCAGACAGCUCAGAUGCUGCAGUCCUUCGGGACAGAGCUGGCCGAAACGGAACUGCCCAAUGACGUCCAGUCGACAAGCUCAGUGCUCUGUGCACACAUGGAGAAGAGGGACAAGGCGAAGGAGGACAUGAAGCUGGCACUGACAGAGGGACACAGCAUCCUCCAGAGCAUCCGGACGCCGCUGGCCGAGGGCACGGAGCACAGCGUGAGCCAGGACCAGCUGGACAGUCAGACCACUGUGCAGAGGCUCCUGGCCCAGCUGAGCGAAACCGAGGCCGCCUUCGAUAAGUUUUGGUCGAAGCAUCAGCAGAAACUCGAACAGUGUCUGCAGCUCCGGCAUUUCGAGCAGGGUUUCCGGGAGGUCAAAGCUGCCUUGGACACGGUCUCCCAGAAGAUAGCGACCUUCACGGACGUGGGCAACAGCCUGGCGCAUGCGGAGCACCUGCUGAGGGACCUCGCCACCUUUGAGGAGAAAUCCAAUGCAGCCGUGCAGAGGGCCUGCGCCCUGUCACAGGAAGGCGAGCAGCUCAUCGACAGCAAGCACUACGCCGUGGACUCCAUCCUCCCCAAGUGCGAGGAGCUGCGGCACCUCUGCGACCAGUUCGCGGCUGAGGUCGGCAGGAGGAGGGGGCUGCUCAGCAAGUCCCUGGAGCUGCACGGCCUCUUGGAGACGUCCAUGAAGUGGUGUGAUGCAGGGAUCUACCUGCUGGCCUCGCAGCCCGUGGACAAAUGCCAGUCCCAGGACGGCGCGGAGGCGGCCCUCCAGGAAAUCGAGAGGUUUUUGGAGACCGGUGCAGAAAAUAAGAUCCAGGAGCUCAGUAAAAUUUACAAGGAAUAUGAAUCCAUCAUGAACCAGGACCUCAUGGAACACGUGCAGAAGGUCUUUCAGAAGCAGGAGAGCAUGGAGGAGAUGUUUCACCGCAGACAGGCCAGCCUGAAGAAGCUGGCCGCCAAGCAGACGCGGCCUGUGCAGCCGGUGGCCCCCAGGCCGGAGGCACUCACAAAGUCACCUUGCCCCUCCCCAGGCGUCCGGCGAGGGUCUGAGAACCCCAGCGCCGAGGGCAGCGCGCUCCGGAGAGGCCCCUACAGGAGGGCCAAGAGUGAGAUGAGUGAGAACCGGCAGGGCCGGAGCAGCUCCACGGGGGACGAGGAGGAGAGCCUGGCCGUCCUGCGCAGGCAUGUGAUGAACGAGCUCCUGGACACGGAGCGGGCCUAUGUGGAGGAGCUGCUGUGUGUCCUGGAGGGCUACGCUGCGGAGAUGGAGAACCCACUGAUGGCGCAUCUCAUUUCCACGGGCCUUCAGCACAAGAAGGACAUCUUAUUUGGAAAUAUGGAGGAGAUCUAUCACUUUCAUAACAGGAUCUUCCUGAGGGAGCUCGAAAGCUACAUAGACUGCCCAGAGCUGGUCGGAAGGUGCUUUCUAGAGAGGAUGGAGGAUUUCCAGAUCUACGAGAAGUACUGCCAGAACAAGCCCCGGUCUGAGAGCCUGUGGAGGCAGUGUUCCGACUGUCCGUUUUUCCAGGAAUGCCAGAAGAAGCUGGACCACAAGCUGAGUCUGGACUCCUACCUGCUGAAGCCUGUGCAGAGAAUAACCAAGUACCAGCUGCUGCUCAAGGAAAUGCUCAAGUACAGCAAGAACUGCACAGGCGCCGAGGACCUGCAGGAGGCACUGAGCUCCAUCCUGGGCAUCCUGAAGGCCGUGAACGACUCCAUGCACCUCAUCGCCAUCACAGGCUACGAUGGGAACCUCGGCGACCUGGGAAAGCUGCUGAUGCAGGGCUCCUUCAGCGUCUGGACGGACCACAAGAAGGGCCACACCAAGGUGAAGGAGCUGGCCAGGUUCAAGCCCAUGCAGCGGCACCUGUUCCUGCACGAGAAGGCCGUGCUCUUCUGCAAGAAAAGGGAGGAGAACGGGGAGGGGUACGAGAAGGCGCCGUCCUAUAGCUACAAGCAGUCCCUGAACAUGACUGCCGUGGGCAUCACGGAGAACGUGAAGGGCGACGCGAGGAAGUUCGAGAUCUGGUACAACGCAAGAGAGGAGGUCUACAUCAUCCAGGCGCCAACUCCUGAAAUUAAAGCCGCGUGGGUGAAUGAAAUUCGGAAAGUGCUGACCAGCCAGCUGCAGGCUUGCAGAGAAGCCAGCCAGCACAGGGCGCUGGAGCAGUCCCAGAGCCUGCCCCUGCCCACGUCACCCAGCACCAGUCCCUCAAGGGGGAACACAAGGAGCGUCAAGAAGCUGGAAGAAAGGAAAAUGGACCCCCUGAGCCUGGAGGGAUACAUCAGCUCUGCAUCCUUGCCAAAGCCCCCCGAAAAGGGCAAAGAUGACGCCGUCACUAGCUCUACCUCAGAAAGCUCUGCGCUUUCCAGAAAGCGCUUUACCCUGCAGGGCUUUGCUAACCUCAAGGGUCAGAAAGCUUCUCCCACCAGUCCCGACAAAAAAGCUAAGCGCCUGGAAGUAAAGAGCGACCCCACUCCUUUCGGUGUACGAGGUUGGAGCAAAACAUCUCACUCACCAGAGGCCCCUGAGGACGACGGCGGCUGGUCGAGUGCUGAGGAGCCGAUUAACUCAUCUGAUGCCGAGGAGGACGGUGGAGGGGGCCCCAAGAAGCUGGUGCCGGGCAGAUACACAGUCGUGCUGGACGACGAGAAGGGUGGCCCUGACGCCCUGGUUGUGAGGAGCGGGGACGUGGUGGAGGUGGUCCAGGAGGGCGCCGAGGGCCUCUGGUACGUCCGGGACCUGAGCACCGGCACGGAGGGCUGGGUGCCAGCCCGCAGCCUGUCAGCGCUGCUCGCCACAUCCGGCUCAGCUCAGGGUCUGAGCAGCUCAGGUAAGACCCACCAUCUGCUGGCGCCCCGGCCUGCCGAGUCGCACAGCCCAGAGCCCGUGUAG
Galeopterus variegatus (Sunda flying lemur) is the source of this 3525-nucleotide messenger RNA. It is a transcript of the gene MCF2L, whose product is annotated as MCF.2 cell line derived transforming sequence-like. NCBI's taxonomy places the organism in Eukaryota, Metazoa, Chordata, Mammalia, Dermoptera, Cynocephalidae. Gene Ontology annotation, biological process: positive regulation of Rho protein signal transduction; intracellular signal transduction. Gene Ontology annotation, cellular component: extrinsic component of membrane; cytoplasm. The transcript is spliced from 31 exons. The record is from RefSeq and is a predicted model, not a curated record. Gene Ontology annotation, molecular function: guanyl-nucleotide exchange factor activity; protein binding. Bases 1 to 3525 code for a protein of 1174 amino acids.